AUGGAUCAAACGAAAUUAAAAUCCGGAAAAUAUUUGAUAAAAGAUAUGCCACCAACUAUCAUUGCUCGAAUUAUGCUUUUUAUUCUUUUCUUUCAACUUAUGCUUUGCGGUGCUACUCUUAUCACUACGCUUUAUGGCUCAAUGAGAUUUAUGGAAUAUCAUAAAAUAUUGCCAAAUUUUAUGCAGCGUUAUGGCUUGUUUUUGGGUGUUAUCAUUAUCAGUCUAUAUGCGACACUUAUCACUAUCAUUGCUUCAUUUCAAAUUCAUAAGUUUUGUUUUGUGGAAGCAACAAGAUUCUCGGAGAAUUUAUUAGAUCUGAAACUUUUAAAAUUUGAAUUACUUACAUCCAGUAUCACAACCAUAGGAUGUGCCUGCAUCCUAUUCAUUUCAAGUUUUAGUUGGCAAAAACCUAUCCGAGACAAUAUAUUGUAUGCUGUAAAGAAUGCUAUCAAUGACAAUGACUAUGCCCAGGAUAUUAAUACCAUUCAACAAAGAUUUGAAUGCUGCGGAAUUUCAAUCCAAGGUGUCGAAGCUCAUCUCAUUUGGCUUCAUUAUCUUUCACCUGAUAGUGCUUUUCAACAAGAUUUAUAUAAUGAAAAAGGUUCACUACCAUGGUCUUGUUGUCGAUCUGAAUAUAAAUCUAUGCACUGUGAACAAUUUGCAUAUGAACGAUUUGUCGUACCUUUAAAUGAGACAAACUUUCUUCAGAUACCAAGUUAUGCAACUCGAUUUAAGAAAAGUUGGAAAUGUACUUCACUAGCUGAUUGCAAACAAAAACGUGAAAUAGCAUUGAAUUCAGUAUAUAAACGUGACUGUUCCCAGGCUUUUUAUCAAGCUUUCAAAAUAGGAUUCUUUUACCUAAAUGGUACUAUGCUAUUUAUUUUAGGAUUAUGUAUGAUUUCCGGACUAGCUGUAACAAAUCAUCUUCAAACAAUUCUGAGCAAAAAAAAUUUUAAAGCUAUUACUCCAUUACUAUUAUAA
Molecule: messenger RNA, 981 nt
Organism: Brugia pahangi
Lineage: Eukaryota; Metazoa; Nematoda; Chromadorea; Rhabditida; Onchocercidae
Source: the annotation of a GenBank genome assembly